Exaiptasia diaphana is the source of this 1487-nucleotide messenger RNA. RefSeq names its product 2-oxoglutarate and iron-dependent oxygenase JMJD4. Gene Ontology annotation, molecular function: sequence-specific DNA binding; histone H4R3 demethylase activity. Gene Ontology annotation, cellular component: nucleus; cytoplasm. NCBI's taxonomy places the organism in Eukaryota, Metazoa, Cnidaria, Anthozoa, Actiniaria, Aiptasiidae. Gene Ontology annotation, biological process: protein hydroxylation; positive regulation of translational termination; negative regulation of gene expression. The transcript has 10 exons. The record is from RefSeq and is a predicted model, not a curated record. Bases 2 to 1267 code for a protein of 421 amino acids.
GAUGAAAAGUGCGCAAAAAUGCCGAAAAAUUUCAAACUUUAAAGCAAUGUUUGACGAUGAUAACGAUACGUUAGAACGAAUCGGAGAAAUUGGAUAUGAUGAUUUCUUUAAGGACUAUCUUCUGAAGAACAGGCUUUGUGUGUUUUCUAGUGAAUUGACCAAGAAAUGGAGAAGUAGAUCGGAGUGGGUGUCARAUGGCACACCAAACUACGAUUUUCUAGAAGAAAGUUUUGGAGCUGCUGUUGUCCCUGUUGCAAACUGUAGUAAAAGAUAUUUCAGCAGCCAAGCAAAAGAUGACAUGACACUUACAGAGUUCUUAGCUUACCUAAAGAAGAAAGAUGAUCAAAGUUCUCAUGAUUGUUUAUAUUUGAAGGAUUGGCAUUUUUGUAAGGCUUUUCCAGACUAUAGCGCUUAUGACAUYCCUAUAUAUUUUAAAUCUGAUUGGCUGAAUGAAUACUGGGACCAGUGUAGUGAWGUGUCUGAUGACUACAGAUUUGUUUACUUUGGACCUAAAGGUUCAUGGACACCAUUUCAUGCAGAUGUCUUCAGAUCUUACAGUUGGUCAGCAAACAUAUGUGGCUGCAAGAAAUGGAUCCUUUAUCCACCGGGUCAAGAGGACUAUUUACAUGACACACUAGGGAAUCUUAUCUAUGAUGUGACAUCUACAGAGGCUGAGGAUGCAAGCAAAUACCCUARAGUGAAACAGGCACAAAAGCCAAUUGUAGUUGUACAGAAGGAGGGAGAAGUGAUAUUUGUACCAAGUGGCUGGCACCAUCAAGUUCACAAUCUUGAAAAUACAAUAUCUAUUAAUCACAACUGGACAAAUGCMUGUGGUGUGUUACGUAUGUGGGAACAUCUGCAGCGUGAACUGAAACAGGUCCAAUUAAGCAUUCAAGACUGUAAAGACAUGGAAAAUUGGCAUAGUCAUUGCCAGGUAAUGCUGAAAGCAUUGUCUGGAAUGGACUUCRAAGACUUCAUUGCUUUUCUAACAACAAUAGCAAGGCCAAGACUUGACUUUCUUAAAUAUUCMACACGCYCACUGCAAGAUUCAAUGUUUGAUGAAUGGUUAGAAGCCAUCACAACAAGACAGCAAUGUAAUGUAAAGUACUAUUGUAAAUAUGAYUUGGACAUGAUAUGCAGUUGUGCACGUWUAAUCAUGUGCGAUGAAGCUUUUCGUGAGUUGAAUAAUCAGAGUUUGAAUUUACAGCUUGACAACCUCUUGACUGAAAUAACAAGCAAUCCAUCUCUACAAUCAACUCAUACUUAAGCRUUUACUUAAAAUCACCAUAUUUUUAAUGCUUUUGAAAUGGUAGUGUACAGRCUUGAAUCUAUUGUGUUUAAUAUUGCUAGCAUUAUAUCUCACCUAGAAUGUCUAUGAAAAGAACAGCAUAAGUCAUUGUUUUCAAGUUUUGAGAGAAAGUUGUUUGAAAUCUAUAGUAUGAAAUAGUUAUAYKUUCAAUAAAUUUGCCAAURCUUGCCUUUUCUAA